AUGUCCAAUAACAAAGAAGCUUUGGUUUUGCUGCUUGACGUUGGCCCAUCCAUGCAUUCUGUUCUUCCUGAAAUUGAAAAAGUCUGCUCCUUGCUUGUACAAAAGAAGAUGAUAUUUAGAAAAGAUGAUCAAGUGGGAAUAGUGUUAUUUGGAACUAAGGACACCGAUAAUACACUUACUAGGGAAGUGGGUGGCUAUAAACAUGUUGUGAUUUUGAGAAACACAAAAGUUGUGGAUGGAGAUUUUGUUAAAGCUUUACAAAAGCUGCCUCGAGGAACAACUGAUGGUGAUUUUCUUGAUGCUAUCAUUGUUGGCAUGGAUAUGUUGAUAAGAAAAUUUGGACGAAAAAAGAGAGACAAACGUCUCUGUCUUAUUACUAAUGCACAAUGUCCAAUUAAAGAAGCUUUAGAAGGAACAAAGGAGAAGCAAGUUACCACCAUUGCCAAAAAACUGACUGCACGUGGUAUGAAAAUGGAAAGUAUUGUUUUUAGAGGAAAGCUUAGUCAAAAGGCAAACAAGGGAGUAAUGGAGGAGAAUGAUCGCUUGUUAAAUAUCUUUUCAAAGGAAACAUCAACAAGAUUGUUGUAUGUGGAGAAUCCAGUUUCUUUAUUUGGUGCUCUUAGAACAAGAAAUAUAAAUCUGGUUACAGUUUUCAGAGGGGAUCUUGAAUUCACUCCAAAUCUCAGCAUUAAGGUAUGGGUAUACAAGAAAUCAGGACGAGAGAAAUCUCCUAUUGUGAAGAGAUAUUCAGAUAAGGCUCCUCCAAAUUAUAAACGUGUUACACAUGAAGUCAAAAUAGAUUAUGGGUACAAGAGUUCUGAAGAUCCUGACAGAGUUGUCCCUCCUGAUCAAAGAAUCAAAGGCUAUGGACCUCAAAUAGUUCCCAUAUCCUCUGCCGAAUGGGAUGCUGUUAAAUUCAAACCAGAAAAGGGUGUGAAGCUUUUUGGUUUUACUGAUUCUUCUAAUGUAUAUAGACACCAUUACAUGAAAGAUGCAUAUGUGUUCCUACCUGAACGUGGAAAUACAAGAGCCAUGGUUGCAGUUUCUGCACUUGCACGAGCCAUGAAGGAAAUGGAUAAGGUGGCAAUAUUACGCUGUGUGUGGACAAAGGGACUAAAGAAAGUUACCAUUGGGGUCUUGACACCCAAUUUGUCAGAGAAAGAACAUAUUCCUGAUUCAUUUUACUUCAAUGUACUUCCUUUUGCUGAGGAUGUGCGAGAGUUUCAAUUCCCUUCUUUCUCUAAUUUCCCAGCUUCAAGACAGCCAAAUGGAAAACAGCUAAAAGCUGCAGCUAACUUAAUAAAAAAGCUUGAUCUUGCACCACAUGGGCAACAGGAAGUUUUGCUACCUGACUUUACACCAAAUCCAGUGUCAGAGCGCUUCUAUCGUUACCUGGAGCUGAAAUCAAAGAAUCCAGAUGUGGCAGUACCUUCUGUUGAUGACACACUCAAGAAAAUUACAGAGCUUGAUACUCACCUGCUUCUACAGAACAAAUCUGUAAUAAACUCAUUCUGCAGGUCUUUUGACCUUAAGGGAAAUCCAAUGAAAAAGUGUAGGCGUUUAUUGGGAGGAAAGAGAUCUUCUUCAAAUGAUGAAGAGGUUAAAGAAAACAUUUCUGCUGAACCUGCCAAUCUCAUUGAAAAUGCAUCUGUUAAAGUUGAGAAAAUAGAGGAUCUGACUCCAGCCCAAGAUUUUGUAGCCUUGAUUUUCGAUAAAGAUAGUUCAGAUUGGGUUGUGAAAGCAAUCAAUGAAAUGAAAAGUAAAAUCUUUGACCUGGUGGAGGAUCCCCACAAAGGUGAUAACUAUCCUAAAGCAUUGGAAUAUCUACUUCUGCUUCGCAAGAGUUGCAUCCUUGAGCAGAAAUCAAAACAGUUCAAUGGUUUCCUUAAACAUAUAUGUUAUUUCUGUCAAGAGAAAAGUCUUCACAGUUUCUGUCAGUAUAUUGCUUCUAAGGAUCUCACCUUGAUCUCCACAACAGAAGCUGUAGACAGUGAUGUUACUGAUGAGGAAGCCAGGAGUUUCUUUGUUAAACCUGAACCAAUAGUUGAAUGAAACCUUCACUUCAUGAACUGAAAUGAAAUAGAAAUCUGCAUUUUCUUUUGUCUCAGUGAUGAUCAGAUAUGUGUAUAAACAUCUGAUUUUUGAAAAAACAGUA
Vigna unguiculata (cowpea) is the source of this 2155-nucleotide messenger RNA. Its product is annotated as ATP-dependent DNA helicase 2 subunit KU80-like. Gene Ontology annotation, cellular component: nucleus; Ku70:Ku80 complex. The record is from RefSeq and is a predicted model, not a curated record. Gene Ontology annotation, biological process: double-strand break repair via nonhomologous end joining; telomere maintenance; DNA recombination. Lineage: Eukaryota; Viridiplantae; Streptophyta; Magnoliopsida; Fabales; Fabaceae. Gene Ontology annotation, molecular function: damaged DNA binding; double-stranded DNA binding; telomeric repeat DNA binding.